AUGCAGACCCACAACAAGCACUCGCCAAAACGGCCAAUCAGCUCGCCAAGACACUACGGAAGGCAUCUCCACAAGCUCAGCCAGAACCGACCAGCAACCGAUCAGCCGCAGCCAUCCGACGACGACCACAACAACAGCAAAAACAAAAACAAAAACAAUGGCCAGCCUUCCCCACAGAGCACCCAGCCCAAGAAGAAGAUCAACAAGCGCUCAUCCAGCCAUCCCACUCCCAGAUCUCCACCCGCCCAGCCCCACAAGGCCCCACCCCCACUCAUACUGCCCAUCCUGCCCAACCUCUACGACCCCAGUCUGCCGAUCGACUGCACCUACUCGCCGCCGGCCUCGCCCGACUACAUCCCCAAAAUCCAGCCCAACACCCACCACGACCCCAUCCGCUUCCCGCCGCCGGACUACAAUGGCCAAUUCACCUUCAGGCUCGAGAUGCACCAGGUCUGCCAGCGUCUCGCCGGCCUCCAUCUGGCCAUCACCACCGACAAGAAGAACCGGGCCGUGCAGGUCCAAGAGGCGAUGCGCAUAGCCAUGGAGCGGCUCGACGAGCCCCCGCAGGCCUUCCCGCCCGACGACCACCAGCACUUCGCCCACCCGCAGCUCCUCCGGGCCCCGCCGGCCAACAUCCAGCUGCCCACCAGCUACCCCGUCCGGCCCGGCAUGCGUCGGGGACAUGGACACUCGUCCUCCUCCGAUGAGGACGAGGGCGGGAUGCCGCGGGAAUGGGCGCGGGUGCGGGUGGAGUACGAGGCGCGCGUGGGCCGGGGGUUCAUCGACCCGACGCUGGCGGGGAUCGACGAGCUGGGAGGGCCGGAGCGGGCGGGCUCGGGACGCAAGAAGAAGGGCGGCGGGCAUUGCCAGCUGGGCCGCUCGCCGAUCGCCCGCUUCUUCGUCGAGCCCGACGAAUGGAUCUGCGCCUUCUGCGAGCACGAGCUCUGGUUCGGCGAGCCCCUCGGGCUGCUCCGGGUCAUCAAGAACCGCAAGGACGUGCUCCGCAGACGCAGACGGGCCAAGGAACGCGCCGCCAGAGCCGCCAGUGGCGUCCCUCCCACCACCCCCUCCUCCAACAACCCUCCUCCCCCUCCGACGUCGACGACAAAUGAUGUCCUGCCCAACCCCCGGGCAAUCAACUCUCCCCCGAGCUCUUCCAACGAGAACACCAAGACCGUCAAGAAGGCCAAGAACAACUUCCCAGCACAGCCCUUGCCUCCUCCACGCCCCCCCGUCCCUCCCCACCAGCAACAACAACAACACGCCCCGAAAGCCUCCUCGACUAGUCCGCCGACCCCCCGGCCCCGCUCGGCCGGGAGGACCCUCGACGGCGGCGACGACGAUCGCCGCCGCCCCGUUUCUGAUCACCGCCCCUCCACACUGCCCCAUCCCCCGCCCGCGCCCAAAUCUCCCCCCGACAAACUCGCUCACAUCCCCCCUCCUUCUCUUCCACUCACCUCUCAAGAUCAUUGA
Molecule: messenger RNA, 1473 nt
Organism: Puccinia triticina
Lineage: Eukaryota; Fungi; Basidiomycota; Pucciniomycetes; Pucciniales; Pucciniaceae
Exons: 4
Coding region: 1-1473 (490 amino acids)
Source: RefSeq, a predicted model, not a curated record